AUGUUCCGAAACAACUACGACAACGACGCUGUCACCUUCUCCCCGCAAGGUCGGAUAUUUCAGGUGGAAUAUGCACAAGAAGCAGUGAAGCAAGGAUCAGUGGUGGUGGGAUUGGUGAACAAGACACAUUGCGUGCUGGUCGGCCUGAAGCGAAAUGCCGAAGAGCUCUCCUCUUAUCAGAAGAAGAUCAUCGAGAUCGACUCGCACAUGGCCAUUGCCAUCGCCGGCCUGGCAUCAGACGCCCGCGUCCUCUCCAACUUCAUGAAGCAGCAAUCGCUCGGUUCCAAGAUGACCUACGGCCGCCCAAUCCCGCUGGACCGUAUCGUUGGACAGAUCGGAGACCGCGCCCAAACCAACACUCAGCAUUACGGAAAGCGACCUUACGGUGUUGGCCUGCUGGUUGGUGGUGUUGACGAGGCUGGCCCGCACCUGUUCGAGUUCCAGCCCUCCGGUUUGACCCAUGAGAUGUCCGCUUGUGCUAUUGGUGCUCGCUCGCAGAUGGCGCGGACAUACUUGGAGCGGAAUCUGGAUAAGUUUAUGGACUGCAGCCGGGAUGAAUUGAUUACGCACGGUCUGCGUGCCCUCAAGGAGACUCUGUCUCAGGAUAAGGAGCUUACCGUGGAUAAUACCUCUGUGGGUGUGGUUGGUAUGGCUGCUGAGGGUGCUAAGGGCCGGAUCGAGAGCUUCAAGCUGUACGAGGGUCAGGAGACUGUGCCUCUCUUGGAGGCGCUAGAGCAGUCCGAAUCAGCCGGUGCUGGGGAGGGCGAGUCUAUGGAGGUUGAUUCAUAA
This is a messenger RNA of Penicillium pulvis, 789 nucleotides long. It is a transcript of the gene pre5, whose product is annotated as proteasome core particle subunit alpha 6. Lineage: Eukaryota; Fungi; Ascomycota; Eurotiomycetes; Eurotiales; Aspergillaceae. The transcript has 3 exons. Gene Ontology annotation, cellular component: proteasome core complex, alpha-subunit complex; nucleus; proteasome core complex. The record is from RefSeq and is a predicted model, not a curated record. Gene Ontology annotation, biological process: ubiquitin-dependent protein catabolic process. The coding region runs from base 1 to 789 and encodes 262 amino acids.